This is a messenger RNA of Babesia bovis T2Bo, 2019 nucleotides long. Its product is annotated as 6-cysteine (E). Bases 77 to 1924 code for a protein of 615 amino acids. The transcript has a single exon. The record is from RefSeq and is a predicted model, not a curated record. Lineage: Eukaryota; Apicomplexa; Aconoidasida; Piroplasmida; Babesiidae. Gene Ontology annotation, cellular component: plasma membrane; cell surface. Gene Ontology annotation, biological process: symbiont entry into host.
UCGUUAAAUCUAAUGGCACUAAUCAUUAUGCACUCAUACUGUAGCAUUACAUAAGACUUUGAAGAAUAAAAACAAAAUGAAGCGAAAUAUCGUACACAAUACCACGCUGAUUACAGCUGCUGUUGCGUUGGCACUGUUCCACAAUGCAACGGACGGAGUGUAUGCCGCUAAGGGUAUUAAUGAUACAAUCACUAAUGCAUUCAGAGCCGUAAAUGAGUAUGUAUUCGAAGCCAAAACAAUCCAGUAUGUUAAGCCGGAAGAUUUCGAGCCUGAGGAUGAUAUUUUACGAGUUGUAGAUUUAUACCCAGGAGACUCUUUGAAAUAUUCGUGUGGAAAAGAAGCGUCCUCUACUAUGGGAACAUUUAUGUUACAUCCCUCUAACCCCAAAACCCAUAUUCUACUUCCGAAAGGGGAUGAACCAGUAGAUGUAGCAUCAAAUCGUGUUUAUCCUAAUCACACCAUCUACCGUUCGGAUAGGGAAUUGGUGAUAAGUACCUUCCGAAGUAUGGGACUUGACCACCUGCUCAUCGAUUACGCCCGUGACACCAAAAUUGUAGCGAAAGACAAUAAGAAUUUUAGCUUGAAUCUGCUGUGUAUUUUUAUACCUUCAGAUGUAAAUGGCUCAGCAAAAUUCCGUUGGUUGCAAAUCAACUUCAAAAAUGUUUUACCCAUACCAUAUGGCUGUGGCAGCGCUGGUUAUCAUAUGUUUAAAAAUUCAAUACCCAUAGGCCCGGAUACGCCACAUGAUAAAGUUUUAGAAGCGGCUCAAUGUGAAAUAGAAGCAGAACCAAAUAUGAUACUAGGUAUAUAUUGUUCAAAGGAUGAUUAUGUAUACCCUGAUGACUGCUUCCGUCAGGUAAUAGGGAUGGAUGGUAAGAGAAUUAUGUUCAAUCAAUUUCGGGAGUACAGUUUCCCUCACAACCUGAUUGAUGGUAAUAUGAGGCUUAUGAAAUUAAGUCCCAAGGCUUUUAAUCAUGAUAUGUCCUUUUCAUGCCAAUGCAGAAACAAAGACGAUAAAAUCACAUCAAUCAUGAAGGUUAACCUAAGAAAAACGGAAACGUGCGAUUUUGUCCAAAUUAUGGAUAUAUACCGCAGAUAUGGAAAUUGGCCCCGUAAGGUAUGUCGUAAAACGUUGUCAACUAAUAAAGUUAUUAAAAUUAUCAUUCCAAAAUCGGAUGGCAUUGCCAAUCAUAGAAAUGAUGCUGGUGGUCUGUUAUUAUAUCCAGAAAACUUUGGUGUCGUAGCAUACAACCCUACUACGAACAUGUCCCACUUAAGAGAAAUAAGGAUCAAUCGUAUAAUAGGAUAUGUUGGAUUAAAAAUGAACAAGAUUGAAAACAUUAACAACUACACCUUUGAAUUCUCUACUACUGAAAACUCUGUUAUUGUUAUGAAGCGACGGAUUGCCAGUCUAUCUUAUCUUUAUGAAUACUAUGACCGAUUUUCGGGACCUCUGACGAAAAAGAAUACGAUGAUCACUAUUGACAUUGUACCAACUGAUCCUUAUACAUAUGGAUGUGGUGCAGAGAAUCCGGACAUUUUCAAUACAAAAGGAGUUGUAUUUAAUAAUCAACAUAUUCAAAAAGGAGCACAUUACCAUACAGAAGUCAAAUGUACUUUGAAUGCCUGGAAAAAUAGCCCAAUAGGUUUCUAUUGCCCAAAGCAGUAUGUAUUAGAGCCAGCGGAUUGCUUUAAUAGUGCGUAUUUGGUCUCCACUAAUCACGUAGUUCGCUUAGAUGAAUAUGCUCCUCAAGGGCGUGUGUUAAAUUCCCCCAAUUUAAGGAUCAUUGAUUUCACCGGUCCUAAAUCGGUGAAAUAUACGAAAAAAUAUUUAGAAGAAUCUUUACAAUGUAGAUGCCGUCGUAGAGAUGGUACCGUCAUGGCCACUAUUACCAUUGACCUAGGUAGGCCACGUGAUAAAUAAGAAGAUUAAAAACUUACAAAUGCCCAUUUAUAGCUGUAAAAGUUAAGGCAAUAUUGUAAUAUGUAGUAAUUAGUCUUACGUAAAAUAUUCAUUUA